Messenger RNA from Acomys russatus (golden spiny mouse), 1462 nucleotides. RefSeq names its product chloride intracellular channel 5 (gene Clic5). Bases 16 to 1227 code for a protein of 403 amino acids. The record is from RefSeq and is a predicted model, not a curated record. The transcript is spliced from 6 exons. NCBI's taxonomy places the organism in Eukaryota, Metazoa, Chordata, Mammalia, Rodentia, Muridae.
GCCAGACCAAACAGCAUGAAUGAAGACUACAGUGACAUCUACGACACAAUCCAAAAAGGGAGCAGAGAUGAGGGUCCAGACCCGCUGGAGGAAAACGAUGCUCCUUUAUAUGACAGAGUCCGUGAAGACUUGUGGACUGAAAGUGAUCUGUACACCACUAGGCUAGAAAGCCAGGAAUAUGAUUCUUUGUCAGUGUAUGCCUUGAAAAGGGAAGAGGCCACUCCAUCCUCCCUGGAGCCAGAAGCAGAAGGCUACCUCUUGCAUGAUGAGGUGUUUUCUGAGCCCCAGGAGGUCAGGGACAUCUCUAUGAAGGACUCAUUUUCAUCAAGCCAGGACCCAGAGCCUCUGCAAUGGGAGCUGCAGAAGAAUGGAAGACCGAGCAAGGAAGAGGUUCCUUCUCCACUGAGCUUCACGGUUCAGCACAGCAAGGCCUUUCCCACCGGCCACAGCUCCCCUACCUGCACUUCUGCUGUUGCUAGUUUGGAAGAAAAUGAAGCAGCUUCCUACAUCCCUGAGAUCUUCCUGUUUGUGAAGGCCGGAAUCGAUGGGGAAAGCAUUGGCAACUGUCCUUUCUCUCAGCGUCUCUUCAUGAUCCUCUGGCUGAAAGGAGUCGUGUUCAAUGUCACCACUGUGGAUCUGAAAAGAAAGCCAGCCGAUCUACACAACCUCGCUCCCGGCACGCACCCGCCCUUCCUGACCUUCAACGGGGAUGUGAAGACUGAUGUCAACAAGAUCGAAGAGUUCCUGGAGGAGACACUAACCCCUGAGAAGUACCCCAAACUGGCUGCGAAACACCGGGAAUCCAACACUGCAGGCAUUGACAUCUUUUCCAAGUUCUCAGCCUACAUCAAAAACACCAAGCAACAGAACAAUGCUGCCCUUGAGAGAGGCUUGACGAAGGCGCUGAGAAAGCUGGAUGACUACUUGAACACCCCUCUGCCGGAGGAGAUUGAUAGCAACACCCGCGGACAUGAGAAAGGCUCCCAGCGCAAGUUCCUGGAUGGGGAUGAGCUGACCCUGGCCGACUGCAAUCUGCUGCCCAAGCUGCAUGUGGUCAAGAUUGUGGCUAAGAAGUACCGGAACUAUGACCUCCCAGCAGAGAUGACAGGCUUGUGGCGGUACCUCAAGAAUGCCUAUGCGCGAGACGAGUUCACCAACACCUGUGCAGCUGACAGCGAGAUUGAGCUGGCCUACGCAGAUGUCGCCAGGCGCCUCAGCCGAUCCUGAGCUUAGCCACCUGGUCCAAAUUCUGCUGCAGAAGACUUCUACUUCUCCCAGAGGCCCUCAACCCUACAGACUCUUCCUCCUCGUUGCCUUGGGGGAAACAUUAAAAAAAAAUUAGGCCACAUCUUCCUGGCACCCCUGAACUCAACUCCAGCCUUGUAGGCUCUAAGAUCAGUGCCAUCCUUCUGUCUUGUCCUGUAGGAGCCUGGCAAGCAGAGAGGACAGGGUGGUAGAUUUU